AUGUCAACAGAGAAUAAAACUUUCGAAAAGGAAGGCUACCAAGUUGAAGAAGGAGAAGUACUUCAAAGAUCAGAUUCAUUAGUUUCAAGUUCCGGUUCAGAGAAAAUUGUCGCUGAUAAACAUGCUGUGGGUGUUGAUUUGUUUCAAGAGCUACUAGAGUCUGAGUUACAAACCGAUGACUCUGAAUACGCCCCUAUCAGACGUAAAAUCGACAGAUGGUUGCUCCCAGUUUUGUGUAUUACCUAUAUGUUGCAAUUUUUGGACAAGCUGUCGCUUAACUAUGCGUCUGCUUACUCAUUAAAGGAGGAUCUUGGAUUGAAAGGAAAUGACUAUUCGAAUAUUGCGGCUAUUUUUAAUGUCGGCUACUUAGUUGGUUCCAUUCCAGCAAAUUGGGUCAUUCAAAAGCUACCCGUCGCCAAAUACACCGGUUGUGCGCUAGUAGUUUGGGCUAUUUUGCUAAUUGCCCACGUUGGGGCCAAGAACUACGCUGAUAUGAUGGCUCUGCGUUUCUUACUUGGUCUUAUGGAGGCUUCUAUUUCUCCAUCAAACAUGAUGAUGUGUUCAAUGUUUUACAAUAAGCAAGAACAACCUUUUAGAAUGUGCACAUUUUUGAGUAUGAACGGUGUUGCAACUAUGGUAGGUGCUCUUUUGGCAUACGGCCUUGGCCAUGCUACUAGUUCUUCUUUGAAGCCUUGGAAGCUCAUUUUUUUGGUAAUUGGGUUGAUAAACUUUGUAUGGGGAUUCAUUUUCUUAUACGUUGCACCUGACUCUCCGGCAACUGCUAGAUUCUUAUCUCAUGAAGAAAGACUGAAAGUGGUAGACCGUGUAUCGAAAAACCAAAUGGGUAUAAAAGAUACCAAAUUAAAGUAUUAUCAGGCCAAAGAAGCGUUCUUGGAUUUGAACUCUUGGAUUUUGGCUUUAAUUGGUCUUGGCUGUGGUGUAGUUAACGGAGGUACUUCCAAUUUCAUCUCUUCACUAAUUAAGGGUUUCGGAUUCUCAGGAUUAAACGCCACUCUAUUACAGUUGCCAACAGGUGCUAUUGAGCUUGUCUGCGUUUUCGCGGCCGGUGUACUAGCUCUCUUCUCAAAGAAAAACAUUCGCACAAUACUACUAUUUGUUCUGUGUAUUCCAACAUUGGCAGGAUUAAUUGGUAUUCACCUGAUUCCACUUGAACAUAAAUGGGCACUAGUAGGAUGUUGUUGGCUUCUAUACAUCAUUGGUGGACCCGUUAUCAUGUGUUGGGUCCUUAUGAAUGUUACAAUUGCGGGUUCUUCAAAAAUAUCUACCGCUAAAAUUAUGUGGUUCCUGAUGUAUACUGCUGGAAAUAUCAUUGGAUCGAAGAUAUUCUAUGCUAACGAAGCCCCAAAAUACAUAACAGGUAUGAAGGGUUUAAUUGCAUCAUAUGGAGGUAUGAUGUUCUUAAGCAUCGUGUACUUCGGUUUGAUGUACUACAGGAAUAGAUCAAGAGAUAGAGAGUACGGUGAAUUGGAUGAGGAAAAGGAAAAAGAAGGUAUCAUCAAUGGAUUCAAAGACUAUACUGACUUUGAAAACAAGUUCUUCAGAUACAGCUAUUAA
This is a messenger RNA of Lachancea fermentati, 1575 nucleotides long. The record is from the annotation of a GenBank genome assembly. Lineage: Eukaryota; Fungi; Ascomycota; Saccharomycetes; Saccharomycetales; Saccharomycetaceae.